CAGAAACAGAGGGAAAUGUCUUGGUGGCCGCGCGGGGAAGAAGGAGAGGAGAACAUGGUCCAGGACACUGAUUCUGAUGUGGCAGAGCAGAGAGAUGGUGGCAGAGUUAAGGUGAAAUGGACACAAGAGGAGGAUGAAAAGCUUAAGGUUUUGGUUCAGAACAUGGGACCUAAUGAUUGGAAAUGUAUCGCCAGCUACAUACCAAAUCACACUGAACAUCAGUGUCAGCACCGCUGGUUCAAGGUCCUGGAUCCAGAAUUGGUAAAAGGUCCUUGGACUAAAGAGGAGGACGAGAAGGUUAUAGAGCUUGUAAAUCUUUAUGGCAACAAACAGUGGGCAAUGGUAGCCAAACAUCUGAAAGGCAGACUGGGGAAGCAGUGCAGAGAGCGCUGGCACAACCACCUCAAUCCCAAUGUGAAGAAAUCAUCGUGGACAGCUGAGGAGGAUCUCAUCAUCUACAAGGCUCACCGUCUGCUGGGAAACCGCUGGGCAGAGAUUGCCAAGCUUCUACCUGGACGAACGGACAACGCAGUGAAGAAUCACUGGAAUUCAACCAUCAAACGCAAACUGGAAAUGGGCUUCUAUGCUGGAGAGGUUUUUAAACCAGAAGAGCUUGAGGAGCUGUUGGCCCGUGUUGAUAAAGAUGCACAGGUUCCCAGCUGCUCACAGAACGAUGCAGACCAUGACUCAGAGCAGAAUACACUUCCUUCAUUGCCAGAUACGCCAGUCUUGGCCACUGCCAGAGCUACUCCCAGCGAAGCGGGGCUGUCAAAAGCUGCCCUCUCUCUGAAGGAUAACUCGGGCAUCAAGACUGAAGCAGACCCCUCAGGAGAAAUGAACAGUACUAGCUGGGUGGUAGACCCCUCCGGGUUCCUUUCCCCUGUAGGCUCAGGCCUAAAGGAAGUGCUAGACAUGGUAGAUGGGGACCUGGAUGGCUGGUGCAACCUUGCAGCCUUUGACCUCCCAGAGGAGAGUCUGAGUCCAGAGCGCCACAUGUUUCGCCUGGAGGGCAGUGCUCUGCAGGAGUUGAGUAAAGGCAGCAAAGGGGAGCUCAUCCCUAUCUCUCCUGGAGGGGUGACUCCACCCUCCAUACUGAAUCGCCGAAGCCGGAGACGCACCGCCCUGUCUCCUGAUUCCAAUAACUCCAUGACCCCCAAGAGCACACCUGUGAAAAUCCUGCCCUUUUCUCCAUCUCAGUUCCUUAACAUGUGGACCAAACUGGACACUCAUGACCUUGAGAACCCGUCCCUCACGUCCACUCCUGUGUGCAGCCAGAAAGCCAUUGUUACUACACCACUGCAGCGAGACAAGACCCCACUCACUCAGAAGGAGAACUCGGUAUUUGUUACACCGAACCACAAGUCGGAGCUGAGUACAAUUCCACGAACUCCAACGCCGUUCAAAAAUGCCAUGGAGAAGUAUGGCCCUCUGCAGCCUCUGCCUCAGACUCCAAACCUUGAGGACGAUAUAAACGAGGUCAUCCUAAAAGACGCUGGCAUUGACUUGGUUGUUGUACGCUCGACAUCACCCAAAGCAAGACGCAAAACAGUGCAUCGCCUUCCAAUGAAGAAAGUGCGGAAAUCGUUGGCUCUUGACAUCAUCGACUGUCAUGUGUCGAAACGCAAAACCAUCAAGCUUGAAGCCCAACAUAGCAUCAAGGAUGAACCUGUCAUUGGUCCUCUGAACUCCUCAUCAUUUUGCAGUAAGAGGCAUGACAGUAUUUUGGAUCAGGGCUUCCUUUUGGGACCUAGUGAUGGCGCCAUAUUUCCCAGCACAGUGUACCCAGUUCCUAUGUCAAAGGAGUGGGAGACGGUUGUAUGUGGACAAACUACAGACCAGCUCAUAAUGACAGAGAAAGCUAGACGCUACCUUCGCUCACUAAAACCACACGCACCCAACCGGGCUCUGAUUCUGUCCUGAGAUGUCUCCCACCUUUCCACCAUUAUGUUCCAUAUACAGAACGUAGUGUUGUUUUUGAUGUUUGUACCAAGCAUUUUUUUAAUGUGUGAGAAAAGAACAUGUCAUACUAUGUAAGGUUAAUACAAGCCGAUCAGUCCCUUACAGGAUGUAGCUCUGUCAGUAAUUGGAGAAAGAAUAGUGCUUUUAGAUUUAGUCUCACUCCAGUCCAAGUUUGAGAUCUCAUUUUCACUUAAAUGUGUAUGAAAAGAACAAUGAAUGUAAAAUAGGGGGGGAGGGGGGGGAUCAUGGCACCUUUGUUAUCUAAAAGACAUGGUUUUUACAUUGCAUAAUGCUUCUGUAAUUUAACAGUUUUAUAAUUGUGAAGAGUCCAAACACUCAGGUUGAAGGUCCAUAACUGCUUUUGUUGUACAACAAAAGUGUAGGUUUGAUUGUGGAGUGAAUUCAGGCAUGUUAAUCACUAAUACAUUCCAUCAAGCUCAAUCUGUGUUUUCAAGUAUUACAUGAAGACAGACCUAUCGUUAGCUCUGUUUAGCACAUGUAUUGAAUUUACGAUGUUAGCUUUGUAUAGAUUUAUGAUCAUUUCAGAGUGACUUGAGGACAUCUUAAUAACACAUCUGGUUGACUUUCUACUUCCUGGGAGAUCAACAAAGUGACAAAUACAACUGGGAAAGUUGUUUUUAUGCAAUAUUUGAUUAAUUGAGAUGCAAUGGGGGGGGGCAUGGAAGGUGUACCAGCCACUGAUGGCAAUGGUAUUGUUAUUUGGCACUGUAUGUAAAUAUUUAGUGUUGUAUGUUUUUACUUCAUACAACAUGUUAAAUGUAAAGAGACGGAAAUCUUAUUUUCCAGUACAAUUAUCAUCUGGUGAUGAUUCUACUUCUCCCCGAUAUGUAAUGCAAAGCUGUCAUUUAACUUGUGACCUAACAACACGUUCAGAUGAACUGGAUUCAUGUUUAAAACAGUUCACCUCAGUGUAACACAGUUGUGUUGUAGAAUUUACCACUUGAACCAAGAAAAUGAAAGUGCUUUCAUGUAAAUUAUGUCUAUAUUUUUGUCAAUUUGAAUCAACAUAUGGCUUGAUUUUAUCUGUGACUGCUAAUAAAAGUACUAAAGAGUGCA
Messenger RNA from Solea solea (common sole), 3036 nucleotides. RefSeq names its product v-myb avian myeloblastosis viral oncogene homolog-like 2b (gene mybl2b). The record is from RefSeq and is a predicted model, not a curated record. Gene Ontology annotation, biological process: regulation of DNA-templated transcription. Gene Ontology annotation, cellular component: nucleus. Gene Ontology annotation, molecular function: DNA-binding transcription factor activity, RNA polymerase II-specific; RNA polymerase II cis-regulatory region sequence-specific DNA binding. The transcript is spliced from 15 exons. The coding region runs from base 16 to 1920 and encodes 634 amino acids. NCBI's taxonomy places the organism in Eukaryota, Metazoa, Chordata, Actinopteri, Pleuronectiformes, Soleidae.